Messenger RNA from Bacidia gigantensis, 666 nucleotides. RefSeq lists its product as uncharacterized. The record is from RefSeq and is a predicted model, not a curated record. NCBI's taxonomy places the organism in Eukaryota, Fungi, Ascomycota, Lecanoromycetes, Lecanorales, Ramalinaceae. The transcript has a single exon. Bases 1 to 666 code for a protein of 221 amino acids.
AUGUUCCUCCCUCAACGAACCCCACUCCUCGCGAUCCUCACAGCCCUCAUCUUCACCCUCACCACAACCUCCCUCCCCCACCACUCCCAAGAGCGCAAACCUUACCCCAAAACCACCCGCUCCUCGGACUCCCCCUUCGACAUCAGCACCCUGACCGUGCCCCUCACAAAUGGCACCGCCACGCUUCCCUCCCCCUCAGGAACCCUAAAAGCCAUAACCCUCGGCCUCGGCACCCAAAACUACACUUGCAACGAAACCACUCCAUCCCCAGUGCAAGUAGGCGCCAAAGCCGUCCUCUUCGACCUUUCGCCCUUCCUACCCUGGCUCUCCCCCUUCUUGCCAUUAGUGCCGCAGAAAGCCAUGGCUACAGACCCAGAAGUCAUUAAGGGCGCGGCCGACAUUCUCGGGAAUCAUAUCUUCAAUGCGCUCGGCGUGCCGUGUUUUCAUCUCGGCAAGGAGGGCGAUUUGGCCGCGAAGAAGGUGCCUGGUGCAGAGCUCGACAUGGAGAAUGCGGUGCCUUGGUUGAAAUUGGUGGAUGCGGGGGGAAGUGAGGGAGUUGAUCAGGUAUAUAGGGUGAAUACUGUGGGAGGGAAACCGGCGAAGACGUGCGCGCAGGCUGGGGAUAUUGAGGUGCCGUAUGCGGCGCUUUAUUAUUUUUAUGAAUGA